This is a messenger RNA of Varanus komodoensis (Komodo dragon), 1959 nucleotides long. It is a transcript of the gene SARAF, whose product is annotated as store-operated calcium entry associated regulatory factor. The transcript has 6 exons. The record is from RefSeq and is a predicted model, not a curated record. Gene Ontology annotation, biological process: regulation of store-operated calcium entry. Gene Ontology annotation, cellular component: endoplasmic reticulum membrane. Lineage: Eukaryota; Metazoa; Chordata; Lepidosauria; Squamata; Varanidae. The coding region runs from base 271 to 1215 and encodes 314 amino acids.
CCUUCUGGACAAAAGCCUAUCCGCUCAUUGGCUGCAAUGUGCAAGGAAGGCGGGCGACAAGACAAUGACGACGACGACGACGACGACGCGCCCAACUCCAACAUGGCGCUGCCAGACGCCUCCGCUAACCGAUGCCAAGCUUGCGUGUGCCAGAGGAGGAGGAAAUAGGAAUCGGCGGGCCAAUCAGAGACUUUGAGGGCGUUGACGAGUUCGCUGUCGCCACAGUCGAGCGUCGAGAUUCCGGGCUGACUCGCUCGCGGAAGGGCCGUGAUGGUGGCGCCGCUGAGAGCGCGGCUUCUGCCGCUGUUGGUGGUGCUGACGGGAACCGGCCUGGCGUGGGGCUGGGCGGAGCACGAGAGAAUCUUGUUGAGAGAAAUCCAGGCUCUCACGCUCUACGCAGGCAAGCACACGAAUUAUCGGAGGACGUCUCCAGUUCCUCAGCUGCAGUGCACUGGAGGUUCAGCUGGAUGCAGUGCAUACGCACCUGAGGUUGUCCAGUGUUACAACAAAGGCUGGGAUGGCUAUGAUGUACAGUGGGAGUGUAAAGCACAGAUGGAUGUUUCAUAUCGCUUUGGAAAAAUCGAAGUAAGCUGUGAAGGCUACGAUUACCCAGAUGACCCUUACAUAUUAAAAGGAUCGUGUGGGUUGGAGUACACAUUAGAGUUAACUAAGAAUGGACAGCAUGAUAAAACUAACUUCUUUGGUGGGAACCAUUACUCCACAACUUCUCAUGAUGCAUUAGGUUCAGGUGCUGGACUGGUGCUUCUAAUAGUAUUUGCAGUCCUUGUUUUCGGUGUCUAUAAGAUGUUCCUCUGUGAUAACCGGCCACAACAUGGUUUCUCUUCUGAUGCUGGGCAUUCAGGAACCAGUUGGCAAGAUCAUCAAAGACCACCUCCACCAGGAUUUAAAUCAGAUGGGCCAGCUUAUCAAAGCCCACCUCCACCAGGUUUUAAGUCAAACUUCACAGGUGCUUACGGUUCCAGUUCUGACUCAAAUUCAAGACCAGGUUUCUGGACUGGAUUAGGUGCUGGAGGGCUAUUGGGAUACUUGGUUGGCAACCGAAGGUCACCUUCGUAUCACUCAUAUGCUCCUCACUACAACACAUGGGCUAAUCCAACUGCUCCACCUGCAUUUGGUACUUCAAAUAACUCUUCAACAUUUCAUAAUUCAGGGACAAGGUCUACCUCUGGUUUUGGAGGCACAAAAAGAAGAUGAACCUCUGCUUCAGCAAGAGAAUAAAAGCAACAUUCCAGCAAUUCAGAAAUCUGUUUAAGCCUGUUUCAAGGAUUUGUAACUGUCUAAUCCUGGAUUCACUCACACAUACUUAUAUUUCAAUUUUUAAAAAUAAUGUAGCUAAUAUUGAGGCUUAAAGAGAUAAUGUUUUGUUUAGUAGUGUAGAAAGGAAAAUGGAAAAAGGCAAAUUCAGUCUGAAAUCAUUAACACCUUUUUUACUGUUUAGAAUAAUUUGGCCAGGUAAUACUGCCUUAACAAUUGAUACCUAGUAAAAUUCCCUCCUCUCCACAACUAUUAAAGGUGCAGAAGCUUGUCAUGGUUGCAUCUGGCUAUCCUAAUGAUACUCCACUGACUGUACAUACUAAUCUGCAUCUUGUUCUCCAUUAAGAACACACCCAGCCAGUUCAGUGGGACUUGGAUGAGAAUUAGACCAUGCUGCACAUUCAGAUGCACAUCUGCAUCCAUGUCAACUACUCAGAAAAUGGCUUUGCUGCAAGAAUCUCUCUUGCUUGACAAGAUGUUACUUGUUCAGCGAGACAGGAUAUUGGUGACAUAGCAUUCUUUUCUUUCAUUGGUAAACAGUCUUUUUAUUCAGACAGGCUUCUUUCCCAGUCUUUGUUAAACAUUGUGGGUGAUGUUUUGACUCUCCUUCCUCCUCUGGGAAAAAACAGUCCCAGAAUGUUUGCAUUUUAAACUUGUGAAAAUAAAGUCAUGCUUUGGUGUUAA